AUGGUUGUAAGCGGUACUGAACCACAUUCGUCGGUGUUGAAUAAAGCGGGGGUUUUAAACGUUCCUCUCCGUGCUAAGACUCAGUCAGAUGUUAUGGAAAAAUGUGGAACUACAACUCAAAAUUGGUUUUUAGCAAUAGAAAAAGGCGAUUUAUCUCUGGUUCAAAAACUGUGGAAGGAUAUAAAUGAUAUUGAUGUUACGGAUAAUUACAUUCUAAAUAAUAUAAAGCAUGAAAAUGUAACUGGGCUUAUUGUUGGUGCCCAUUACGGUCAUAAAGAUAUUGUUAGAUGGCUUUUAAAAAACAAAGCAAAUCCUAACUGGGAAACGAAUCUUAAGUGGCGCCCAAUUCACUUUGCUGCUAAACGUGGCCACUGCGCCACUGUGGAUAUGCUCUGUUCUAGCGGAGCUGUUGUUGAUCCUGUUACAAUGAAUAAUGAAACACCCCUUUCGUUGGCUGUACAAUCCCAUAUGCGGGAUACUGUACGCAAACUUGUACACUUGGGAGCAAAAACAAGUAAAAGUAAUGAAGGUCUUUUCUACCACUACGUAUAUACUGGGAUGCUAGUAUCCGACAAUAAGGCACCAGGAUCACAUGAUUCCACCGAUUCCUUUCGUGACAAGAACUUGCAGCUACAAAAUCAGAAUGCACGAAGUAACUCAUCUAUGUUACCUGUUAUUUCUACAUCAUGCCUGGAUAGUGACCUUAAAGAUCUUUCAGUGGCAAUUUUUGAUAGUCAGAUAAUCAUGAACCAGCUUCAGUGUCAAUCAACAAGUUACGACUUGGAACUCGCUAGACGAAAGAGAGAACUUAUCAGACGCUUACCACUUCUACCAUGUAUGUCAUUGCAAUCAGCGAAUCAGUUUCUUCAACUAACUCAACGUGCUUCCCGAGCAGAUUUACCAUUAGAGAGCCGUUUGCUCGCUGUUUCUCAUUUGUUCAAUUUGCUUUCUGUCUCGUCUGUCAACGAUGCACACAACGACCUUUCAAACAAAACAUCUAAUAAUGCUUUUAAUGAGCCUUACUUACGUCUCAUUGAGGCAUGUCUAUGUGAAACCCAUUGUCCUUUGGAAUUAACUGUUGAACUAAGUAGACUAGCUGUUCAUAUGGCGAGCUUGGGAGUAAACAAACAAAUCGAUGUUAAUGGUUCUGUUGCUGGUGAUGAUUUCACGCCCAAAUCUAACACACCAUCUGGGCACGUUAUUUCUUAUAUACUAAAGUUAUUCAGAAAACUAGUUCUCAAAAGUAAUCCACAGUAUAGAUCAGGGAUUCUUGCCCAUUUAUCACGCAUCUUAUCAGAUUUGUACGCACCAUUGGGUGAUAGAAAAAGAUAUAAUAUCAGUAAUUUAUGCUCCUGGACUGAUUUGAUGCCUUUUAGUUCAAGUGUAAUUUCGAAUCUUAUACGCUUAGGAGAGUCUCUGGACCAACCACUGAAUGUACCUCGUUUUGCUCAACUUGUUGGUCUCACCGCCCGUUGUCUGAUCAGUGUUUAUACAAAAUCUAGUUCAAGUUCCUUUUCUGCCCGCUUUUCUGAUCUUGCAGAUAUCCUCGUAGGUUGGAGUGUGGAUUCGUCCGGCAAUUCAAAAGAUGUAAACAUUAAUAUUAUCUAUGAAGAACUGUACUUCGGUCUUUCACACUGGUUUCUCAUAUCUACGGAAGAAAAAAUAGAUGAAUACAAACAAACGUCAUUGCCUCUGAUUAUUAACGAAAACAUUCGGGAAAUGAUCUCUCAUCUGUUGGAGGAUAGCGAAAACUCACUUAAUACUGCUAUUUCGGAAUGCUCUAUCAUGAGUUGCAAACGGGGUACUCCAAUAUCAGGAAGCGUGAAACUAUCUUCUGACCCAAACUCUCACUUUGUUUCGGUCCAACUUUUCCUCAACGUUUUAUGUAGUAUAUUUGGAGGCAUCUGUAAACAUGCAUUCGAUUCUACUCGCCUUUGUUUCAAUGAUGUUAUAUCCGGAAAUGUUUCACAGUGGAUUGAACGUUUACUUCACAUCAUUCAGUCGACAAGUGCUUAUUACAAUUCAUUAAUAUCACAAAAACAAAGUGGUUCCUGGCAUUCAGGUCAUGGAAACGUAUCUUCACCUCGUGUACCACUCAUUGUCUUGGAUGGUAUUCAGUCUUCAGUUUUUAAGCUUUUGAACUGUUUAAUACAGUUUUCUGAUUGCUCUAAUGUUGAUAUAAUAUCAGUAGACAAUUGUGUGAUAUCCAGCGUUGAUCCUGGGAGUUUACCCAACACCGAUUGCUCCUUAUAUUCUCUACUCGAAUUGGUCUUCACUGUCAUCAAAAUAAAAUGCUCAUCUACUUCUACUUCUGUGAAUCCCUCAUCGUUACUAAUUUAUUUUGACUCACACUCUAAAUUGCACCAUUUUAAAUUCUGUUCCAAAUCUAAUGUUGAAAAAGGAAGUUCACCAAGUCAAAAAAUUUUCCGUAUGUUGUGCUAUAUGUCAUCAACAUUGCAUCUCCAGAGUGCUGUAUGUGAGUUAGCAUUUUCUGAUCUUCAGCUGGCUAUAGGUUCACAGAAACAGUCAGAUUCAUCUUGUAGUCAUAAAGCUGAAAUCCUAGGAUUAUUUAGUUUAUCUUUGCUUACUGAAGUUAUGAAAAGUAUGUCUUGUGAACUUAAAAAUAAGUUGCUUUACCGUGUAUAUGAAAUCAUUCAACCAAAUUGUUUUGAGAACUGGCAUUAUUUUUCACCUCGUCUUAGAAUAGUCCUCUUGUCGUUCAUGAACAAUUCCUCACUUAUUAAAAGGUCUCAACCAGUCUAUAUUCGCUAUAUGAUUACUGGUUUUCUUUCUGUGAAGAGUAUUUCCAGUAUCGAAUGUUGUGUUCUUUUAAACUUGACCGAUUUGUUUUUAUCCGAAGGUGUUCUGAAUUCUGAUGAUCAACUGUCUUUAAUUUUUAAUCUCAUAACUCUUUCAAAAUGCAUGCUAAUCACACAAAUAGUUCUGGACUCAACUCACAAUAAUGUUUUCACCUUCAUUGUGAAUGUCCUCAUGAAACACACCCUUCCUCAUAUUGAAAAGGGGAAUGCAAUUCUUGCCUCUCAUCUUUUACAUUUAUCUCAAAUAUCAUUAUCUUACCCAUGCCCACAAGUUCAAAAGGCUGGCAAUGAUCUCUUACUGUUAGUUGGAUCAUUUUCUUUCUCUAAAGUGGAAUUUCCAGCAUCUUGUUUGUAUUCGGAAUUGCUUUGGUUCACCACUCGCCGACCGGACCAAUCAGCCACAGCAUUAUUACCAGUAUCUAAUAUAAACGAUUCCGAUGGUAGUCAGAACAAUCUAAUAACUAUGACUACUGCUUUCCCUAGUCUGCCAGCUGUUGCGGGUAUUUUGGGUAUUUUGACACGGGGAGCUCCAUACACGCAAAAAGUAGAGAGCAGUCGACUAAAGAUUUUAAAGAGUCCUAUUGAUUGGAUACGACGUUUAUCAUACUUAGUUUCUCCACUUCCAUCGGAUAAAAAGUAUGAUUUUUCGUUGCUACAGUGCACUAGUUUCAUUCAACCUGUUCUGUGGCACACUGCAUGGGCAAUGGUUGAUUACAAGUUAAAAGUAGCCCCUUGGGCUAACCCACUGAAAACAUUUUUCUCUCUUGAGGGAACUUUAAGAGCGAUUAUCCAGCCAGUUUAUUCCAACGAUUCUUCUAACAACAAUCAAUCCUCAAUCAUUUCAUUCCAUAUGGCAUCUUCAGAGGCUUUCUCUCACCAAAAGAAGAACCGACAUUUAAGCCAGAUUCAAUUACUUUUGAAUUUUCUAAAUUACCUUGAACGUGUUAUUUUCAAUGCAACCAACGGUUUUGCGAUUGCACUUUCCCAUCCAUCGACAUCUGCUUCUAUAUUUUUCACCGCAAAUGAAAACACUUGUACACAGUGGUUUAAUCGUAUUAGAACACUUCUUGUUCGUAUCUCAAGUGACUUGCCGUUAGUGUCCUGUGGUGGCAUGGGACCAGCUAAUGAAGUUUUAUCGACAACUAUUUAUCAUGCAUACAACUUACUCAAAAUUAUUUCAAAUUACAACAACCCAAGUGUUCAAGAUAUUUGGAUCAGCACCUUAAAACAAUACGGUGACCCUAUAGAUUUAUUUAUUUAUCUAUCCAAUGCACUUCAUCACUUAGGCGCAUGGGAAGAAUUGAAAGCAUUAGCACAGUGGACGGAUGAUCUUUUCACGGCAGAAAAAAACCCGUUUUCAUGGCUUCAUGGUAUAUCUUCUCUAGCUCGUGGUCGUUGGGAUCAAGGUAUUCUACAAUUAACCAGUUUUGUUGAUUCGAACUUGCCAAAAAGCAGUGCUUUAAAUCCAGAAAACGUAAUUACCAAUGAAACUGAUAAAUGCUCCAUUCAAACAUCUACAGCGUAUAUCGUAAAUGUCCUUCUUCAAAUGUACCUUUCUGAAGGUAACUAUACUUGUGCGCAUAAACUCCGGAACCGUAUAACAUCGUGUGUCAAAAUGAAAUCUUUAAAGGAAAGUUCAACAUUUCAACUUAAUUCAGCACGCCUCGACUGCUUGAGUAAAUUAUCUGAAUGGGUUUCUGAAAAUGUAGUUGAAGAUAAUCUCAUUCCAAGUUCUUCUGAACUAUGGUCCCAGAGCUCCAUUCAAAAGCAACUAGACAGUCUACUGGUAAAUGCUGCUUGCGUAAAACAUGAUAGUUAUGGCAAUACAGAGGACAAGUUGUUGGUAAAAUGUUUUUUGGAGCUAACGACGAUUAUAAGACAGAAGUCAGCAAGUGCAAACUUCCUUCUACCUUUGAAUAUGUUUGCAGAUUUUUACUCUCAACCAAAUUAUGUUCUGGAUGAUGGUUUGCAAGAUUACAUGAUUAAAGCGCAACUUAUACUUAGUGAACGAACAUGUACUAUGUAUGGAUCAUCAAGUCCCAUAAACUACUCUACUUGGGUACACCUCAUUUCUUCCAAUAUGAAAGCCCAUUCUGUCGCUGAACUUUCAGCUUGCCAAUGGGCAUGUUUAAAUAAUUGUCCAUAUCUUGCUCGGCGUUUGCUUGUUAAAACAGCGAAAUGUCUCACACUUCUUGAUACUUCAGUGGAUAAAGAAGCAACAUAUUUCGAUAAGCUUUGCAACGUCGCUUUAUCUUCCUCGGAUGAUGUACUAUCCAAAUUAUCUCAAUUGGAUACUUUAAAGUUCUAUAACUGUAUGGCCAGAAUUCUGUGGUUGUUUGGGAGUGGGAACGACGAACAAGAAUUAAUUAAUAAGACAAAAGCGAUAGCAGUGUUAACUUCUGGUCUGAGAUUGGGAUUAAUGAAAAAAUACAGUUGUGAUACAAUUGAAACUUCAUCUAAAUGUAAUUUGGAAGCUGAAAUGGCUCUAAGCCUUUUCGAUUGGCUAGAAUCACCUACAAAUACUAACGACAUUUCAAUGGCAGAAGAAAUAUAUCUUAGUUUUAUAAGCUCAGACGAACCAGGAGAAAAGUCUGAGGAAUUUUUACGUAUUGCCUCAGACCUUGAAUUGUUCAGUUGCUUGUCUGAUGUAUCCUGGUGUAACGGUAUACCAGAUAUUACUGAACCCCUUCAAUCUACCAAUUCAUUCCUCGGUUCUUCAACUUCAUGGACUAAUCGUUUACUAAUGAUGGCCACACAUUUAUCUUCAAAUGGUUCAUCUGCAUCUGUUUGGCUGAAAUUGGCCAACUGGUGCUAUUUGCGUGGAAUAAAGAGAUCCAUGAAUUCCAUACAACCACAAGAGUAUACAUCACUAACUAUAUUGGUUAAAAAACUGUUUUCUUUAGAAAACUCAACUGAUGAUAGUAAAGACGUUGAUUUCCUUAUAACUGCUCUAAUCAGUGCUCUGACAACCUUUUUGGCAACUGAUCGUUGUGAUGAAGAUGACUCAGAACUAUUCAAACAUCAUUCUGACUUACCAGUUCAUCUCCAUCAGUUCUCUUCUCAGUGUCCUGACGAUCAAAUAGAUUCUCAAAUGCAGCAGAAAUUUUUUUCGCACUUACGGAAUAUUAUCCCUUCUUUGAAAAAUCCAAGUCUAUCAAACGAUUUAGUACAACUUUUGCAUCAAUUAUUAGUCUCGAUUACUGAACGUCAACAUACUCUACAUAUGUCUGCAGCUCAAGCAUAUGCUACAUUUCUCACUAUAGCAGACCAAUCUAGAGGAUCAGGAAAUUCUAUCUUCUAUAAACCAGUUACUAAAUUAGACAUUACAACAACAACUUUGAAAUUCUUAGAUCUGCUGUGCUCACCAUCUCGGAAACUCCGUAGUAUGAUCUCAGGUUUCCUUGAUCAGGCAAGUCCAGUACUAUCUGAGUUUAAUCAUCAGCGUAUAAAUGUACAAUCGGAUAAACUACAACAUGGAAUUGGAUCUAAAUCUAGUCCAACAUUAGGCGGUCCAUCGAUUUGGGAAGCUUGUUUACCACAAGUUUUAGUUCGAUUGGGUUUGCCAGAUGAUAUGAUACGCAACUGCUUAGUUGCACUAUUGAAUCGACUUAUUUAUGUUGGUACUGACAAUAAUGUCAACUUCAAAUGGAAUUCACCAUCUUUCCGUCUAGCAACUCAACUUGUGUUUCCAGCUGUUGUAGCUGCUUGUGAUCCUGUUAAUCCAGACAAAAAUGUUACAGACAUUCAACGUAAAGAGAAUCCUGCUGACACAGCAGAUAAUCUUGAUCUCACGAUUUCUACGAACGCAACAAUUUUGGAAUCAGACUCAAAGCUAAAUCCGUCUCACUCGUUUUCAAAAAUCGUUAUUGCUUUGAGAAAUACAGGUUUUAGCGAUCUCGUUCAUGAAGUGGAAAUUUUCACUUAUGAACUACAACGUAUCACUGUUUUAUGGGAAGAAUUAUGGCUUGGUUCGUUGGUACAACAUCUAGAUGAAUUAUCCAAAAAGAUAAAUCUCUUAGAAUCAGAACUAAAACGGACUGAAAAAAUAGAUGUAUCCCAAACUGUUGAGACCUCUAAGGCUUUAUCAAAGCGCAUUUUAAGUAAACACUCAAUAAUUGAAAAAGAAAACAACUCUUUAUUGUCGCAUGACGUAAUUACAAAUGAUACGGAUUUCACAUCAGUGGAAACUAUUGAGGAUGAUUUAUUGGGAUCCAAAAACUUGACAGAGUCAAUUGAUUUAGCAAAAUACCUUGCUGCACUACAACCAACUCUUGAUUUAUUAUCACAGCUAUACUCUUUAACUAUCCUUGUUAAACCUGAAACUCCACAUGAAGAAUGGUUUCAAAGGACAUUCGGGCAGGUUAUUGAUGAACUUCAAGAAUCGCUAUUGCAUCCUAUGGAUCUUAGAGAUGUGAAAGAACCUGUUUCCCUUAUCCGUCAACUUAUUCAUCAGUUACAAACAACCCACCAAUCAACAUCUUUUUCUCAAGUUCCUGCUGUUUCUCGAGUGGGAGCUGCUCCUGAUAUUGAUGCUCGACAGUCUAUAAAUAAUGUAUCCUACCUAAAUCUACGGCAACUCAGUCCUCGGCUUUGUUCAAUACAGUUUGAAAAUGAUCAUUCAGUUAGUUCUACAGGAUCUUUCACCUGUGGAAUCCCCUUACCGGGACAUCUCGGCAUAGGAGCCUCUUACUUAGGUAGCCGUAUCACUGUCCUGCCAACAAAAACUCGACCGAAGCGUCUUUUACUCAGAGCACAAAAUGGUCGUUCUUAUCCUUACCUUUUAAAAGGUUUAGAAGAUUUACGUCUUGAUGACCGUAUUAUGCAUUUGUUCGAGCUUACAAAUAUCGCUGCAGUUGAACUGUCGUCGAAUAACUUUAGAUAUUUCGAAAAUACUUUUGCCCGAACAUAUUCUGUUACUCCUCUAGGAGUUCGGUCUGGUCUUCUGCAAAUGGUACAGGGUGCUGUCCCUCUUUUCAGUCUGUAUAAAAAGUGGCAACUCAGAAAUUAUAAACUCUCUUCUAGUAAUGGCUAUGUAUCGUCUACAUCUGUAAUUCCAAGACCUGGAGAACUGUUCCAUGCUCGCCUUAAAGAGUUUCUACAUGCUGCUGGUCACCAUUAUCAGUCUCAGUCUCGUUCUAAUUGGCCUCUGGAGAUACUACGCGAAGUAUUAAUAUCUUUGGAAGCGGAAACACCUUCAGACUUAUUAACUCGUGAGUUGUGGGCUUCAAAUCCCUCAUGCGCUAGUUGGUGGAGGGUUACACGUACAUUUGCUAAGUCAGCUGGUUUGCUCAGCAGCUUGGGAUAUUUAGUUGGUCUUGGCGAUCGACAUCUUGAUAACCUCCUCAUAGACCUAUCGACCGGGCACAUUGUUCACAUAGAUUAUAAUGUUUGUUUUGAUAAAGGGAAAAGCCUGAGAGUUGCAGAAAGAGUUCCGUUCCGAUUAACAAGGAUAUUAAGGCACGCACUUGGACCUGCGUGUCAAGAUACAUUAGUACGUGGGACAUUCCGGUUUACUGCAGAAAGUGGGUUACAAGCAGCACGUCAUAUAGUUGACCCUAUUUUAAUACAACUCAAAGCUUUUUUAAUCGAUCCUUUAGUGGAUUGGCAACAAAAAAAGCAUCCAACAUCCAGUUCUCAAAUUGUGACUGACUUCAUUCAUUUAGCUGCUUUUCACGGCGGUGGUAGCACAAAUUCUUGUAAUUAUCAAACAGUAUCAACAUAUCGACGUUUGCGCCGUGUUGAUUCAGAACUUCGAAUGUAUUCAGGUCUUUUAACAGUAAGACUUGUUGAGUUAGUUCAAAGUACUUGCUUGGACUCAUUAUUUUCGUCUUUGGACGUAGUUGUUUCACGUUUAAAUGUUUGGACAGAAUUAAAGAAAGCUCGUCAGCAUGCCUCGUUUAUAAAAACUCGUUAUUUGACUUUAAUAGCUGCUACUCACGAUGAUCUGUCGUCUUCCGAGUACCGUUGUCAACAAGUAGAAAAAGCUAAGCAAAGAAUAGAAGAUCUACAUGGAGAAUUUUCAAAACAGAAUAAAAUAUGGAUAGACGAGAUCCUAUCGCACUUCCAAAAUUAUAGAUCACUUGUUGAUUCCACCUGGUUAUCAUCCUUAAUUGCGUCUAAUGAGGAUGUAAAUUCAGCUCUGUGUGUCACCUUAUCUAACUACUACACAAUUGCUAGAAUCUAUAUAACAAGCUCAGAAUUUAUUGAUUCAUUGGCUCAUUGGAUUGAUCAACUAAAAUAUUUUCAUUCACAAAUGGAUUUGUCAAUGAAAUCGAACAAUAUUGGUUCACUGAUGAAUUUAAUUUCAUCUGAUAUUCCGCUAUAUACUUCCAAUUUCGAUUUAAAACUGUCUAAUGUACUGGAGCUAGCAGCCGAGAAAAGUUUCAAUCAUUUAUGUGAAUUACGUCGAAUUAAAGAAGAAAACGUGAAUUCGCUUUCGGAUUACGCAAAUACCGAAAGCGCCAUCCUUCAUGAAAUCAAUAAUUUGAAUUUGUUUGUAUUUGACCAAGGAGCCGCUGGUGUAACCGCUUAUUGCUGGGCCUUAUUUGAUUAUGUUUUAAGCGUUUCUAUCAACUCUCUCGCUAUUGAGAUUGAUUUUAAAGAGUGGAAUUUGAAUAAUGGUAACUGUCAAACUGAUACAACUCAUAUUAAGAGUCUUCCCCUGGAUCAGCUUGGGACAUGUACAGACUGCUUAGUAAACUUGUUUAGUGUUCUUCGUCACCAGUCUACAGGUGUUUGGAAUCUUAAUGCUGGCUACGAGGCAGAUGUUAGAAGAGAACUAGCAUUCCUCAUAGCUGUGAAGGAUUCUGUUCGUUGUAUUAGUCAGCUGCGCUCUAAUUUAAUAAGACUUCUGGUCCCCGAAGCUAUAGAAUCCCUUAUAACAGCUAAUGUAUCUAUGGUUGAGAAUUUUUCCAGAUUUGUAGUACAUCACAUGGCCAAACCAAAUACCACCAAUCUUAGACAGCUUGUAGAUAAUUUCCUCCUAAAGGAUUUCAUCAUAGAAAACCAGGGAGAUGCACAACUCCAUCACGUUCUUGUUGCUGUUCACCUUGCUCUCACCAAUACAACAUCUCAGUUAGAGGAGAUUGCUAUACGAAUUAGCUCAUGCACCAUAACAGCUUUAGCGUGGUACUAUGUCGAUAUCAUUUCUCAAGUCACUACUGUACUAAUGUCGAAAAGUUCGAAUUGCUCCGAAGGUGCGGCUUCAUUAUGGAGAUGGGAGCCUAAUUUAUCGAGUAGUAUUUCGGAUAAUAUUGCAUCUUGUACAUGGACUGAUGAAGUUUACAAUGCUGGAAUUAUGGCUUUUAUUUCUGUACUGGAGGAUGGGUUGACUCACUGGCAGAUAAUUCACCAUGGUUACACCGAUAAGAUUUUAGAUUUAACCCCUAAAUUAUUUAUUGAUCCCAUAGAUAACUUUAUUGGUCGUUUGUCCUCACGUCUUUCACUAGCAAGCUUAGUUGGAUUAGCAUCGAGUCGUCUAUUUUGUGUACUUGUUGAAAAUACCGGAUUAUCAAUUCAUAGACUUUUGGUUGAAGGUGAACUCUCCGCUAAAGCAUCAGGAUCGGUUAGUGUUGUAAGUCUAUCUGCUGAGAAAAUUGUCGAAAGUGUAAAUGUUCAAAUCUCAAUGACACAGCCUGUUAGUGUGCAGCAUCUUAGGACACCUGCAUGUAAUCUUAUUCAUCGACUAGUUACCCGUUCAAGUCAACUAAGUCAAUGUUCGGAAGAGACAUUUGAAAUUGAGGCUGCUGAACAGCAUUAUAAACAUCUUAUUCUAAGCCUGUCUGCCUAUAACUGGAUGCAUACAAUUGAGAUCGACAAAACGUCACAACUUUUCAAACAAGAUCCAUGUAUUUGCUUAACAAAUGCCCUCAAUUCAAUCAAAGAUGCUGCUGAAUUAGGAUCUGCUUCUGGCGAAAAUAUGUCGGAGAUUUCAGCAAACGCUAUUGCCCGGUCAAUCUAUUACGUUGAAACCUUAAGAUCAAGCGGUCUAUCGUCCUCUUCAUCGUUCUCACGGUGUGUAAAUAUAAUCAAUGAACUGGAAAAGGCAAUAAAACAUAAAGAAAAACUAAUAUCAGAGUUCACUGAGUUGGAUCGGAUAAUUUAUUCAGUAAAGGACACUUACGGUAUGAAGUGGCCGAUUCACGAUUGGUUUCAAUCAUCAUCUGAUAGACAUUCAGAUGAACUUGUCAAAAGCAACUUACUUGAACUUGUUAAAAGCGAUCUUACUUCUGCGGAGUUAGCAGUCAACAAACUUCAUCAACGCCUUUUAUUUAUAAAGGAAGAGUUCAAUGAGAUGGACUUAAAAUCGGAGCCGUUAAACGAUGUUAACUUUAAUCGAUCAUCAUCACCGCCCACUGUUUCAUUAUCCUUAUGUUCUUCUGAGGCAUCUACUAACGCUAAGCAACCUACAAUGAUAGCAUCACUACGAUUUCAGCUCAGUACAUUACAAAAAGAAAAAUUGUCUGAUAUUCGACAGAUCGUAAAAAUUCUCAGCCGUUAUGAUUCUGUUCGACUCAAUUUACUACGUUCCGAUCAGAUGUCGCUCAGUGAAACAUGUACUACAUCUAUCUGGAGCGCUUGGUUAGACGGACAUCAAAAUUGGACUACUAUCGUUUUAAGUGUUCUAAAAAGAUUAACCAAAUUUAUUAGUUCGUUCUCACCUUCAGUCAGAAGAUCUACUUCUUCGGAACCAUGUGAACCUUGUGAAACAAUAGAUGAAACUGAAUUUGCAACUUCUCUCAAUAAAGAUUGUUUACUUGUUAAAUGUAAGCUUGUGGAAGAACUGAUCAAACCUCUGUUAAAUGGAAUUUAUGAAAAUGUUUCCUCUAAUCCACAUCUAUAUCAUUCUCUAGAAGGUUUCCUGGAUAUGCUCAAUGAACACUACAGAAAUAUCAAAGAGAUUAUGUUUAUUCAAAUGAAGGAGUCGGAGGUAGAAAUCAUUGAACCUAAACCAACACCGAAGGUUGAAAAGGUUAUACUUUCAGGAAGAUCUCUAAACAUGGCGGCUUUGUCUGUUUGGAAUCGUAUCUACAAUCGUUUGCAUGGAUUUGAUUCGUUUUUACCUACUGCUAACACGGAUCAGUCAAUGUCCAUCAGUGCUCAAAUAGAUGCUUGCAUUCACGAAGCCACUAAUGUUGAUAAUCUUGCUCUCAUGUAUGAAGGAUGGACGGCAUGGGUAUGA
This is a messenger RNA of Schistosoma mattheei, 12000 nucleotides long. The record is from the annotation of a GenBank genome assembly. NCBI's taxonomy places the organism in Eukaryota, Metazoa, Platyhelminthes, Trematoda, Strigeidida, Schistosomatidae.